Symbiodinium necroappetens is the source of this 1350-nucleotide messenger RNA. The record is from the annotation of a GenBank genome assembly. NCBI's taxonomy places the organism in Eukaryota, Dinophyceae, Suessiales, Symbiodiniaceae.
GUAGUCAUGGCCGUCUCUGGUGGAAGCGGCGUGCGCAGCUGCUGGUACGGCCAGAGAGACGUCACCAAGGUGGGUGCCGCCGUGCGUCACAUCAGGAAGGUCGAGAAGCUCUCAGAGAAUCUUCCUUUGCUGGCACUUGGCGCUUCCUCCGGUGGUGCAUUCGUGGGCUUGCUGCCUGGCGCGGAUGCAUCGGUUGGACUCGGGAAGUUGCAGUGCAUCGUCCCGGAGAUCAUGGAUGUCGACAGCAGCAUCAACGACGCAGUUCCGACUCUGUUCGUUCACAUGCCAAGGGAUGAGCGCACUGCAUCCUUUGUGGCGGACAGUGUUGCUGACCUCACUUCUCGGGGAGUUCGUGUGAAAGAGCUGCGCGUCGAACCUCGCCCGCUUACACCUGCGUUCCUCCAGAGUUGCCUCGCGGAGACGGAUGCGACAAAGCUGGUGACAGCCCUGCAGGAUCAUUCCGUCCUGGAUUCCAAGGGCUUCCUGCUGUCCGAUGCCAGGGGUCGAGAGUGGGUGCCUGCAGCCCUGGAAGCGCUGCCCAAUAGCCUCGACUCCUUCAAGCCAGACGCAUCCUGCCUUGCCGAAUUGAUGAAUGUCGCUUGGGCAAAGCAUGAGUUCUCUGCGCAGUAUGCAAAGGAGAUCUUCGACUUCUGCGAGGACAAGGGCGCUCAAGAGCCUGUGUUCGCGGAGAUGCAAGAUGCCCCCGCGGACGAAGGCAGCUGGAAGACUCGUUUCGGGAACAUGGAGGUAUUCGAGUUCGGCGCUGCUUCACACCCACUGGCCAUUGCACUUCCGGGUGCAAAUCCAAGUUUGAUCCGCGAGUUUGACCCGAUCGCUACACGCUUGGCCAAGGAAGGCUACCACGUACUCCUGCCCCACGUGCACGCGAAUCAAAAGACGAGGCCCGGAAAGGUUUCUGAGAAGGAUUUGGAGGGCCUGCUGCAAGAUUUGCUCCGGAAGAGUGGCCGUGAAGAGGUUGCCGUGCUGCUGGGCAAGUCCUGGGGAGGUGGUAUGGCCUCAUCCCUGGCCGGCAGCGAUGUACUGAAGGUUCAGAAGCUGGUCCUCGUCGCUCCUGCACACGCGGAGCCCUCGUCAUGGCCUACCUCCCUCCCGGUCGCUGUGUUCUGGGCGGAAGAUGAUGCUGUGGUCCCACUGCCAACCUCACCAAGUCUCCGCACGCGAGUGCAGCUAUUUCACACCGAGCCCACAGGUGGGCAUCGGGUGCUCUCCAGCUAUGUAGAGCCCAUCGCCAGCUUCGUUCGCGCAUCUGCGGCUACCGAGGUGGAUGCCAAAGGCGUGCCAAAGAAAUCAGGGAAAGUUGACACUGCCAGAGAAUCCCGUGCGGAGAAG